CAAUGGCGCUACCGGCGCUACACAGUUUGUAAUUUGAGGUUAUGUAGAUCAAAACAAAAAAGCAUACGUUGAGAAUUCUCCCUCUAAAUGAGUGAAAAAAGGACAAUUUAUGUUGGUGGCUUAGCCGAGGAAGUGACUGAGAAACUUUUAAAUAACGCCUUCAUCCCAUUUGGUGAUCUAAUAGACAUUCAAGUGCCCAUUGAUUAUGAAUCUCAAAAACACAGGGGCUUCGCUUUUAUUGAAUACGAGAGUCCGGAAGAUGCUUCUGCAGCCAUUGACAAUAUGAAUGACUCUGAGCUCUAUGGGCGCACUAUCAGGGUGAAUCUGGCUAAACCACAGCGCAUCAAGGAGGGUAGCAACAGGCCCGUUUGGGCAGAAGACUCCUGGCUCAUCAAACAUGCCGGGGCGACGCUUAAGGACAAAGUCGAGACUCCUGGGGGCCCUGCAGCGGAAGGAAUUGCCACGGAGGAAAUUGCCAAAGAAGUUAAGACCACGGAGAAUCGCAAUCCACAAGUUUACUUUGACAUUAGAAUCGGGAAUAGCGAUGCGGGGAGAAUCAUUAUGCUUCUGAGGGCAGAUGUUGUUCCCAAGACUGCUGAGAAUUUCAGGGCACUGUGCACUGGAGAACAAGGAUUUGGGUACGCCGGCAGCAUAUUUCAUCGCAUCAUACCUGAUUUUAUGUGUCAGGGGGGCGAUUUUACCAAUAAAAAUGGAACUGGAGGUAAAUCAAUCUACGGACGGAAGUUUGCAGAUGAGAAUUUUGAUCUAAAACACACGGGCUUCGGGACACUUAGCAUGGCCAAUUCCGGACCAAAUACCAACGGUUCCCAGUUCUUCCUCUGCACCACCAAGACGGAUUGGUUGAACGGGAAACACGUGGUGUUUGGUCAUGUGAUCAGUGGAGCGGAUGUUUUGAGAAAGAUUGAGAAAUGUGGAGCUAAGAGUGGUACACCGACGCAGAAAGUGUCCAUUGUGGCUUGCGGAGAACUCAAGUGAUUCUGGUAAUAAAAUCCACUUUUAUUUUUCUUCA
Molecule: messenger RNA, 1030 nt
Organism: Phlebotomus papatasi
Lineage: Eukaryota; Metazoa; Arthropoda; Insecta; Diptera; Psychodidae
Gene: cyp33
Product: peptidyl-prolyl cis-trans isomerase E
Exons: 2
Coding region: 88-996 (302 amino acids)
Biological process (GO): protein folding; protein peptidyl-prolyl isomerization
Cellular component (GO): intracellular membrane-bounded organelle
Molecular function (GO): peptidyl-prolyl cis-trans isomerase activity; RNA binding
Source: RefSeq, a predicted model, not a curated record